This is a messenger RNA of Colletotrichum godetiae, 438 nucleotides long. RefSeq lists its product as uncharacterized. The transcript has 2 exons. The record is from RefSeq and is a predicted model, not a curated record. Lineage: Eukaryota; Fungi; Ascomycota; Sordariomycetes; Glomerellales; Glomerellaceae. Bases 1 to 438 code for a protein of 145 amino acids.
AUGCAGUUCCGCGCUUCCCUUGCUGCCGCCACCGGCCUCUUCGCCAUGGCCAACGCCCGCAUCUACGGCAUCGCCUUCCCCGAGACCGUAAAGGCUGGCGACGAGGUCCAGGCCGUCAUCGAGACCGAGAACUACAUCCAGACGGUUGCGGACAUCGCCAUUGCAUUCGGCAUUGCCCCCGAAGCCUCUGCCUACCCCGGAACCCUCGGCCAGAAUGUCCUGGGCUCGUUUUACCUCGGACCUGAAAAGUCCAACAUCCUCGACAACAUCACCGAGACGGUAACGAUUCCUGCUGGUCUCGCAGCUGGCAAGUACGUUGUCUCUGCAGGCCUGUACAGCUUGUACGGCGCCUCUUCGUCCUCGACCCUUUCCAACUACAACGUCACCAUUGUUGUUGGUGACGCGACUAGCGAGACCUUCGUUGGCAGCCAACAGUAA